Molecule: messenger RNA, 1896 nt
Organism: Serendipita indica DSM 11827
Lineage: Eukaryota; Fungi; Basidiomycota; Agaricomycetes; Sebacinales; Serendipitaceae
Source: the annotation of a GenBank genome assembly
AUGAGCCAGCUCAACCGUCGCAACAGGGCCUCCGUGUCCUAUCGAGGGAGUCAGGAGAACCCUACGGAGCGGAUUGCAUCUCAUCCCCAGCAGUCUGCGGGCUUGGCCAAAGCAAGCGGACGGGCAGUGUCUCCACUUGUCCGCAGGAAAACCAUUCAAGGCGCCCAACUUGGUCGCCCCAGAAAUGACUAUGAUCGGCGUCGAAUUUCAAACAACAGGCCCAACAUUGGAGCCGACCUCGCGCUGCCGCCAUCAACUUUGGGCCCAGGAACCAACUCGUAUCUCCAUUCGAAUGCGACACUGUAUUCCGGUACCCCGCCCUCCGGCCACGUCGCCACGAAUGCAGUGACACAGAUUCCAAUGUACCAAUCACCGCGGCAGAGUCGACACACUCGCAAUGGUUCUUAUACCAAGCAUCCUGUCGUCUCUCCUGUCUCCAUCGUCACGAAUAUCUCUUCUCCUCCUCCCUCCAUCCGGAGCCCUACGGCUGCCCGCAGUGGACGCACUCGGCGUACGACGACAACGACUACAACGACAGACGCUCCUUCGCUUCUUCUUUCUUCAAACCCGCCGUCCUCCCUUCCGACGUCGACCAUGGACAACGGCAGAUAUUGGUCGGAGCCGCACCAACUCGACGGCCACUCGUUCGAUGCAUACGGCAAUAUCACCUCGGUCACAUCUAGUCUAGGGUUAGCACAUAUGCCUGCCCAGUACUCCCACGGUGAACUGUACAAUUAUGACGGAAUGUAUUCACCGGCGCAUGCGGCCUCCGAGCGAGGCCUCCCAGCAGUUGCUCCCCCGGGCGGUAAAAUAGCCGCCGCGAGUCACGACAUUGGUUUUCUCUCACUGCCCCCUUCGACUGAUGACCAGCGCCCGGUGGCCUCUGUCGCCGAGGGCCCACAUACAAAUGUCGGGCUCUCCAGACAUCCAGACGCGUACCAUCCGCAGUACAGUAUCGAUCACCAGACGUAUAGUCCCCCAAACCCUGCGGCGUACUACAACACUUUUGCCCCCGACCCCAUGUCGACCACAAUCCAAAUUCACCCUCGCUCACCACAUAUGGAACAACCGUAUAUCCAAGGAACCCCUAAUCUCGUCCCAUAUUAUAGCCAUCCCGCUCGGUCGCCCGCCAUGCCCCCCCACUCGUCCCCACAGCAGAACCCCAACUCUCAUUCUCGAUAUCCGGGCUACGCUCUGCCUGGACCCGACUACGUGAACUACUCCGCCAACGGGCUCGUGUCCGCGCCAGACUUCAACACAAUCAUCGAUGUCAACCACAAGGUGUACAUGCCCGCUCCCUUUGGCUCUUCCAACGGUGUCAUCGGCUCACCUCUUCCUCAAACAUCCCCGAGCGAGCCGCCCUCGGACUUUGAGCGGUCUCAGACCUCGCCGGCGCUGAGGAAUUCCACUCGUUUCCCUGGUCAGCGCCUGGACGUUGAUCAGCAGUUGCUCGACGCCUCUUUCUGCGGCCAUGACGAAGACUCGAGGAAGCGACGUGCCAUCUUGGAUGAAAUCCUCGGUCAGCCAUGGUAUUACAACCACGAGCAGGAGCCCCGGAUCGAGUCGCUCUCUGAUCCCGCAGCCCGUGGGCUCGGCAUGGUGGGGCGCUCCAUUUACACCGUCUUUCUGGUGCAGGAUGAGAAUGGCAGCCAUUGGCGAUGCUUGUUUGGUGGGCACCACGCGCAGUGCGAUCGUUCAGAAAAGCAAUUUGAGCGGGUUGAACGGGCAAUUGAGCACGUUCGGCGACAUCUUGGACAUCGCCCGUAUGCCUGCGAUGACGGUUGCCUGAAGAGCCAGACCUCUGGUGCACCAUGUGGACAACGCUUCUUUGCGAGCCAGUAUCUCCAAGACCACAAGCGUCGACCACAAAAGCGCAAGAGCACCGCCCAGUCGUAA